Amaranthus tricolor (Joseph's coat) is the source of this 1064-nucleotide messenger RNA. Its product is annotated as V-type proton ATPase subunit E2-like. The record is from RefSeq and is a predicted model, not a curated record. Gene Ontology annotation, molecular function: proton-transporting ATPase activity, rotational mechanism. Gene Ontology annotation, biological process: proton transmembrane transport. The transcript is spliced from 6 exons. The coding region runs from base 48 to 791 and encodes 247 amino acids. Lineage: Eukaryota; Viridiplantae; Streptophyta; Magnoliopsida; Caryophyllales; Amaranthaceae. Gene Ontology annotation, cellular component: proton-transporting two-sector ATPase complex, catalytic domain.
UUUUAGUAACUACAUAGAAAUAUAUCAAAGAAGAGAAGGCGACAAACAUGAAUGAUGGAGAUGUAUCAAAGCAAAUUCAGCAAAUGGUAAGGUUCAUUCGCCAAGAGGCCGAGGAAAAAGCCUAUGAAAUCUCUAUUUCCACUGAAGAGGAAUUCAAUAUAGCCAAGCUAGAGCUAUUAGAAGCAGAGAAAAAGAAGAUUAGACAAGAAUAUGAGCGCAAGGCUAAACAGGUGGAAGUUCGCAAAAAGAUAGAAUAUUCAAUGCAAUUGAAUGCUGCGCGCAUUAAGUUCCUACAAGCUCAAGAUCAAUUAGUGAAAGGGAUGAAGGAAGCUGCUUCCAAAGAGCUUCUUCGUGUUUCUACUAACGACAAGACUGCCUAUAAGAAGCUGCUCCUGGCCUUUUCUGACGACAAGAACGCUUACAAGAAACUUCUUCAACCCUUGAUUGUUCAGAGCUUGCUACGCUUGAAAGAACCCUCUGUGUUGUUACGUUGUAGGGAGAUGGAUAAGAGAACUAUUGAGUCUGUUAUUGAAGAUUCUAAACGUGAAUAUGCUGAAAAGGCUAAUGUUCGCUCUCCCACUAUUACCAUUGAUAAGCUCUAUCUUCCUCCUCCACCCUCUUCUUCUGACCCACAUUCUCCUUCAUGCUCGGGAGGAGUGGUGAUGGCUUCUCCAGAUGGAAAAAUAGUUUUUGAAAAUACUCUAGAUGUUCGUUUGGAUCUGGCAUUUCGACAGAAAUUACCUGAGAUACGAAACCACCUUUUCGAUUGUGCCCAUGUUGUGUCAUGUUGAAGAACAAGUCAUUGCUCAAAUGGAAAAAUAGAGUUGUUUCUUAAUGCUUAUUAUAUAAGACAGUCUUAUUAGGAAUCAAGUGAUAAGUAUAUCUAACCUAAACUAAAUGAGUGUUUUUGAAUCUUGCUAGCUAUAUGAUUUGGGUGCUGGAAAGGAGUUAGAGUUAAAAUAACUAAGAGCUUCAAAUUAUUUUAGAGAAUGUAAUAAUAUAAUCUAAUAUGCAAAAUUACUACUUGCACUCUUAUUUAGAUGAACUUGAAAGCAAUUGAUUAU